Molecule: messenger RNA, 10859 nt
Organism: Astrephomene gubernaculifera
Lineage: Eukaryota; Viridiplantae; Chlorophyta; Chlorophyceae; Chlamydomonadales; Astrephomenaceae
Source: the annotation of a GenBank genome assembly
CUCACAACCAGUAGAUCGCUUUGCUAUACUCCUGGGUUGCACGUUGAGUGGAGGAUGGUUCUGCGUCGCGGAGGAACUUAAUUUGAAUGCGCCUUUCUGGCGCAUAAGCACGCCCCAUAUACCAGCUUCAAUAAUAUACCCAAAGCUGUUAUUAUUUAGUGGGCUAUAUUGAGAUGGCGCCGCCCGCGGGCGCGACAGGCUCGCAACAGCAGCAACCGCAACAGCAGCAGCAACAGCAGUUUGUAGACGCCGCUCAAUUCUAUGGCCUGUACAAAUCAGCUAAGACAUUGGCCAAGUCCUUCCAAGCGGUGGCUGUGCAGAAAGACCAUCAAGUGAAGACAUUGAAGCAUGAAAAUGAGGAAUUAAGGCAAAGGCUUCAGAUGCUGGAGGCGCAGCAGCAACAUCAGCAGCAAGGGCUGAAGCCAGGGGCACAAGGGCCCCAAUCAGGGUCAACCUCUAGCGGCAACCCGCCAUCAGCGAUUAACCAACGCAACUCCAACGGCGCCAACCAACCGAUCACCAAUGCAGCAUUGGCCUCUGCCCCCAGCUCAAGCCGCUCACAGCCCGUUAUCCCACCCUCGAUGCGGCGCAGCGUCCCGCAAGGACUCCAGCCCGCCACCGCCAGAGCUGCUGCCGCCGCGCCUGCUCCUACUCGCCUCGCCGACAACUCCUCAGGCGCCGCCCCCGCCCACGGCCCGGCCUCAGCUCGAACCGGUGCAGUGCAUGCCUCAAUGGACAUGCAGCAAGGCGUCUUCGCUCGCCAUAUGUUGCGGUACGGAAACGCGCCGCAAGCGCAAGCUCAGGCACAGGCCCUGCAACAUGCGAUGCUUCUACAGCAGCAGCAGCAACAACAGCUGCAGCAACCGCGUCACGUCCAGCAGCAGCCGCUGCAACAGCAACCGGCGCAACCCGAGGCGGCUAACGGCGCGGCUUCCAGGGUCGUGUUGUCCGCCAGGGGCCACGGCGACGUGUGGUUCGCCGGCUCCUCGCAAUCCCGCUCUCGAUCCAACAGCCAAGGCGCAAGCCAGUCUCACAGCCAGAGCCAAGUUCACAAACAUGGUCUCCAGAGCCACCCGGUGCUGGGUCCCGAGGAUGCGGAGCCUGAGGAUUCGGAGGCUGUGGAUGCGGCCGGCAAGAACAAGACGGCCAAGGGCAAGAUUGUGAAGGCGUUCAAGAAGCUUCUGAAGGUCCAAGCCUGGCGUGGUGGUCGUGAUGAAGAGAACAACAAGCAGGAGGCUGGCGGAGCGGCAGGGAUGGAGGCCGGGAGGGGCGGUCAGCCGCAGCAGCCAGGCAAGGUCGACGCCUCUGGGCUGCUAACGCUGCCACAGCAGGUGCCACCGCAGGCGCCGUCGGCGGCAAGUGUUAUUGCGGGUGCUGCGCCACCGUCGAGUCACCGCCACCAGCGGUGGUCUUCAGCGUCGCCAGACGCGCCUGGGCAGGACUCCCGUGCCGCGCGUCCGGCUGCACCGCAAGCUGCCACCGCAGCGGGGGUGUCAGCUGUACCGGCACCAGAUCCCCUGCGCGCCUCCCAGGCGGCAGGAUACGGCAUGGGCCUUCUGGGUCUCUUUGACGCUCCACCGCUGCCCAACUCCGAGGGCUACGGCGGCCUUGCAGCGCCGCCCCUUCCGGUGGCGCCGGCAGCCUUGUCACGACCCUCCGCUGCUGCUGCCGCUUCUGGCCUCGGCAGGCCUGUUACCCUGCCGACGCAGUACUUGUUCGGUGGCAACGGGCAACAGACUGCAUCGGCUGGCGUUGCAGAUGCAGAUGUCACUACGAUAGCGCCAACGAACUUUCAACAGCAGCAACAACAGGGUGCCACUUCCAUCGUUGGACAGUCCUCUGGGGGUCUGUAUCCGCCGCCGCCGCAACUGCCAACGCAGCCGCCUUCGCAGGCACCUCCGCUGGUGCAGAUCCAACGGAACCCUACGCUGCAGCACCAGGCCCUUCAUCAGCAGCAGCUACUGCAUCAAGACCCAUCAACGGGAGGCAGUUGCAUUGCCGUGGAGGCCAUUGCGGUGUCUCUGCAAGGCUCGGACUUGGCGUACGGCAGGCAUGGCAGCAGCGCCGUUGAUCUGUUUGCGCCGACUGCCCUUAGCGCGCUCCGCCGGCAGCAGCAGCAAGCACAGUUGCCAGACCUUCUGGACCAGCAAACGCACCACCAGCAACAUGUACCCUCCUCCUCGCCAGUGACGAGCGCCCGUGACAACGCUACGGCGACCUUGGCUGAUGCACUCAUGUCGCCUGCGUCGGCCGCCGGUCCAGGUGUGGCCGUGGCUGCUGCAGCCGCGGCUGCCAACGGGGGCACUACGUCUGCGACGCCGUCGCCUGGCGGCGCUGCCAGCAACAACGUGAAGAGUCCUGGCGGUGGCGCUAAGCAGGCGAGCGAGGGCGGCAACGUCUGGGCCAUGUUGGUGCACCGGUCUGGCUUGGGACAGGUGGCUCAGCGCCUGACAUCCAGUGCGCCUGGUUCACGGCGGUCUACUGACAGCUCUGGGACAGGUAGCGCCUGCGGCACCGCAACGGGUUUGGUGCCGAACCAAAGCCAGCCCAUCGUCGCCCAGGCUAGCCAAAGCGGGGCGUCGCUGUCACGGCAGAGCUGGGGCUCUGAACUCUCCGGCACGCAGUCUGAGCACGUUGCAGCGGGAUCCAACCGGCCUCCAAUGGCGGCUUCCAACUCGUCUCUUACUUUCCGUGCAGCGGCACUGCAACUGGGUCAGCUGCCGCCCCGACCCGCGGGUCGCUCAAGCACUCCUGCCUCCGCCUCGGCCGGUAACGCAGGGUUGCCUCCUGCUACGCCCGCCACCACGCCCGUCGCGGCCGCGCAUGGCUCGGGUGAUGUUCAUUCCGCCGCGCCUCCUUCCACGACUGCUAUCGCCACUUCGCCGGCACCGGUGUCGACUUCAACCCAUGAGCCUGCUGCGUUUGAGACCCCUCAAGAGUCGGCCUUGCGCGCAUCGCAACGUACGCAUGGCGCCCCUGCAUCAUCAACGCUGUCUCCCCCACCGACGGCUGCUACGGCUGUGGCGGCAACCACCCCUGCACCGCAGUCAGCGUCUACGACGCCACCAGACUCGACAAUAACCGACACUUACCUGAACGGAAUCCUCAGCCGGCUCAAGACUCCCGGCGUUCUGCGCCAUACCAGCGGCGGCGGGGGCCUCGCCACCUGCACAACUCCUGUAACGGCGUCAUGGCCGGCGCCGGCGCAGACAGACGGCAUGGACGGUACGGAUGCCGAGGAUGAGACCAAGGCUGGCAUGAUGUCGCCAGGGGCCGCUGCUGCGGGCAGGGCCUCGAUUGCCGUGGAUGGCGCCUUGUUCCGGAGGGACUUUGGGCGCAGCGUGGGUGUCGCGUGGCGGCGCAAGUCGCUUGGCUACCAGAACGCCGCACCGACCGCGUCCUUCCACGAGCGGACGCUCCAAUCGUCGACUAGUGGGCGGGCGGCAAACAUCUCCGUGGAGGGUCUUCUUGACAGCCACGAGCCGACGUCUCCGCACGGCGAUAGCGCUUCCAAGCCAAGCAACGCCGCCGCGGCUGCUGAAGAUGCUGGACCUCCGUCGCCUACGCGCCCGGGUGCCACCGCUCCGGCUUCCUCGCCAUGCACCUCACCACAGAGACCGUCGCUGGCACAUGCAGCGGCCGUGUGGACGUCGCGCAGCCCUAGGGGCUCGGGUUUGGCUUCACCACGGGGCGCGGCGUCGUCGCCGCGGGCUCCUGUCUCGGGAUCGUCGCCAACUCAACAGGUAACCAAGACCGUCGUGCCAACAGUCACCACGGCGGUUACCGCCACGGCGAUUGCAACCGCAGAAGCCAAUGCGUCACCAGCAAUGCAAGCUUCCCCGAGGGCGACGAAGCAGGCCAUCAACGAGACCGCCACCGCGAGACAGCCUCAUCUCAUGGCGCCCCCCAUCUCUACCUCUGUCGUCACCAAGGCAUCUGCUGGCGACGCAAACAAGCCGCAGCAAGUACCACCUCCCCUGCGCUUGGGGGCGCUGGCGAAUGGAGGUCCUGCUACGGACGCGGACACACCCGCGGCUGUGCGUACCCCUGGUUCGGCUAACCGCCCGCAGCCGGGUUCCGCUCGCUACGCCGCAGCCAACGCUGGUGCCAGUAGCAGCAGCGGUGGCGGCGGCAGCCCUGGUAGCGACUGGCUUACCGGCGGGGAUGCCGACUCGGCUGCCUUCACUGCAGGAGGCGACGGCAACAGCACCGUUGUCAUGCACGCUGUGAUGCCGACGGGUGAUACUGUAACGGCAGUCACGGGUCUCCGCGACGUUCGUGUUGGCUCCAACGUCGCCACCACCGCCGCUGUGGGUGCUCCGGCUCCUGCCGGAAAGGCUGCGGCCCCUUCCGGCGCCGCGUCCGUUCGCCAGGAGCCUGCCGCAACAACUCCCCAGGCGCCGCCCGCUCGCGGGUUCUCCUCUGCAGGACCCACACCUAGCAGCUGCAGCUCCGUUGGCAGCUGGGACCCCGAGCAUGACGGCGAGCACCGCUCCAGCUCAGCGCAGCGCCGUCACCACUUCCACCACCACCUGCACCUGCACCUCCACCACCGCUCAAGCAGCGCACCACGCGCAUUGUGGUCCUCUACUGAUGGAGCUCUGCAGCAAACGAAGACCACCAAGGGCAGUACCGGCGCUGGUGGAGAGAGCAUCACGGCUGCGGCCGCCACCGUACGGUCCCAGCCGGGAGUCGAUGCCGCCAGUGCGACUGCGACACCCGUGACGCUCCACAAGCGGCCUGGCGUGACACCGCCGGUGAAGCUGCGUCCGCUUGACACGGCCGGCGCCAGAUCGCUGAAUGGCGGCCUGACGGGAUCUCGCUCCGCGCGGGGACCCAGUCCAACAGCCGCCGCUGGCGGUGCCCCAGUUGCCAUUCCGUCAAAGUCCGCAAGUCAAGGUGGCAAGGUGGAGCCACGCGGCUCUGCCGUUGCUGCUGCUCCUGCAGUGCCCUCGGGUGACGAGUAUGGCGCGGUUGCUGCGGGCGGUGCGGAGUCUCCCUCCGUAUCAAGCGGUGCUGCUUCAAGCGAUUUCGCCUCUGCAGUCACGGCCGCGCCAUCGCCGUCUCGGUCUCAGGCACGGCAGGAUCAGCAGUCUGCACGCACGCCUGCCGCGCCCGAAACCGACCUCCAGUCCCCUCGGUCUGCGGCGUCGGCUGCAUGGGACCGUGUACAGAAUACAGCGGCUACUUCGAUUCAGGCGGCCUGGCGGGGUGCCCGUGCUCGGGCUUCCGUGCGCGGGCGGCAGCUCAUGGGUGACCUCCUGGACACCAGCGACACCGCCGCAGCAGCUGAAGCGGCUGCAGCGGAGGAAGCCGAGGCGCAGCUGCGCCAUCAGGAGCUGGAGUGGGCUGCUGUACGUCUGCAAGCUGCUUGGCGUGGAGUUCGGGCUCGGCGGCAAUUCAAGAAACUCCGCUUGCAGGCGGCAGAAACGCGACGCCGGAAGCAAAUCACUGCAGCCGUCGCCAUUCAAGCGGCUUGGCGCGGCUGCCGUGCGCGUGUGUUCGUCAAGGACCUCCGCGCUAAGCGGGCGGCCGCCGCGGAGCGACUGCGGCAGCUUGCUGAGGCCAAGGAGCGGCGGCGGCGUGCGGCGGCAGCGGUUACUAUCCAGUCCGCAUGGAGGGGCUUCGUCGCGCGUCAACGCGCAGCUGUGGAGCGUCAGAAGCUGCAGGAGCUAAGGCAACGGCAGCUGCAGGAGGCGGCGGCCACUCGGGUGCAGGCGGCAUGGCGUGGCCGGAAGGCCCGCGUGCAGGUUGCGGCCAUGCUGCAGGUGCUGGAGCAGCAGCGGCGGUACCAGCAAAGGGAGCUGGCGGCCACGGCCAUCCAGCGGGUGUGGCGUGGACACAGGUGCCGUGUCGCCCUGAAGGAGGAGCAACGUGUGCACGAUGAGACACAGCGUCGGGAGCUGGCCGACCUCCUUGCCGCCGAGCUGCACCAACAUCUGCUCAUGCAGCAGCAGCAGCAACACCCCCACCCCAUGGCGACGCUACCCCUCCACACCGAGCCCCGUAGCAGCGGUGGUGCCGACGAUCCUUCUCUCCUCGAGGCUGCUGAGGAGACGCCCCUGCUGUUCCUGCGGCCCUUGUCUGGGCGGCAACCGGUCGUCCAGCUGCGACUGCCCCUGCUGACCCGUUCUCCUCGCGUUACGCUGGCGGGCGCUGACGGCAGCACCACAGCCAGGCUGCUCACGCCUCGGGAGCCGGCGGCGCCGGCCCAGGCCUCUGGUACGCCGCGAUACUGUCAAGAUGAGGCGGCGGACGGUGCGCCCUUGGUGCUACCGCCGUUGCCGCGGCGUAGCAGCGGUGGCAGUGAUUGCGGAGGUGUUGCGCGGCGCAGCAGUGGCGGUGGCGGGGUUCUGGUCGGUGGUUGCAGUGUGAGCGACGGCGGUGCAGCUGGAGCCAUGACUCCCAGGCACCCCGUUGUCCCCCGCCUGCGCCUGCCCUCCAACGGCUCCUCCGCUGCUGCGAUCAUCGAGACCUCGAGUCGUCCCUCUAGCGAGGGCAGCGCCGGCAACGUUAGCAACCGCAACCUCGUGCCAGGCGUCUAUCAGUCCCUGGUAGCAGCGCCGCCACCGCCUCAGCCCCCGCUACCUCCACCGCAGCCCAAGUCUGCUCCCUGCAGCAGCCGGGACUACGACGGCGGCAGCGGAGGUGGCGGGCGUGUCGACGUAAGGGCCCCUUACAGCUACCGUGGCGGAAACCUCGUUACCGAGGACCUUGUCACCUCCGCCGCCUACAUCGCCGCCGCCGCCACUGCUGCCGCCACCGCCAUUCCGUUGGCACCCGCAACAGCGUCCGCUGCAACGAGUGAGGGUGCUGUCACAACCGGCGUGGAGGAGAGCGUAGGCGAGUGCGACGCAGUCAGCAUGAGUCAGGGCCCCAUCACACAGGAUGGCGGCACCACCACGCGAGACUCUCGAGGCUCCGGCACCUACAACAACAGCGCUGUUGGCGGCGCUGCCGGUGACAAGGAGGAGGAUGAGAGGGAGGACGAGGUCGGCAGCAAGGACCGCAGCGAGGGCGAGCCGGCAAAGACCGAGGAUGAUGGCGAUGAGGAGGAAGGACGCGGGCCCUAUCACCAGAACAGCGGCAGGAGCAGCAGGGCAAGCAGCCGCUGCGUGCGCGCUGAAGUGGCGUCCAGCGAUGGCGUGUCGGACAGCCGGGUUGAGCUUGAGGUGUCUGCUGACGGCGCCGAGGAGGCUUCUCGAGCCAACAGCAGCAGCUGCAACAGCAACGACGUUGGCGGCGGCGGUCCGGAGGUAUCCCGCUCCUGCGCCCUGACUGAGGAGGACGAGGUUCGCAGCAACAUGAGCGGUGGCAGCGCGAGUGUCAGCGUCAGCAACAACCGCAAUCACAGCCGGGGCGCGGCCAACAGCGUCAGUCGCAGCAACCGCAGCGGCCGAAGCAACCGCAGUACCCGCAGCGACCGCAGCACCCAGAGCACGCGCAGCAACCCCAGCACCUGCAGCCUGAACAGCGACAGCGAGUCCACAAAGACCCUGCUUGACAAGCUGGUGCAGCUGGCAGCGGCUGCUGUAGAGCGCCGCCUCGGACCUGACGACCCAGAGCUGGCGCAGCUGUCAACCGUUCUCGAGGACCCCAGCUCCCGGGGCGAGUGGCUGCGGCUACGGCUGGGUCGGCGGCUGGCGCAGGUGCAGCAGCUACCCUGGGACGAGCUUGACGAGGACGAGGAGGAGGAUGAGGAAGAUGGCGAGGAGGUGGAGGAAGAGGUUGACGGCAGUUUAGUCGAGAGGAGUGAAGGGCCCGCGGCGAGUGAGGAGGCAGUUAGUCGGGCCGUGGAUGAAUCGGAACGCGCGAGCGGCUGCACGGGCGCUACCACUGGCGCGGCUGAGGUGGCGGAGGCGGAGGGCGACGAGGAGGUUGAGGCUGCCCCUGCCAGCCGCAAAGUGUCCCAACUGCACCAGGAGCAGUCUUGGAGCGGUGGCAGCGGCUCCGUCAGCGAUCGUGACGGUGGUGGCGGUGGCGGCAAGGACGUGGGCGCCCAUGACGGCAACCGUGGCAAGGAAGCGGCUGCGGUCCGCGGCCAGGCACCAGGUCUGCAUGUGAGCAGCCGGCGGGGCAGCCGCAGUGCCGGUGGCGCGGAAGAGGAGGAGCUGCUCAGCCCUGAAGCUCCCUCAGCAGGCACCAACAUGCUGGCGCUGCUGAGCUCGUACGGUGCGGGUGACGGCGCCACCGUUGCUGAUGGUGACGCCGCUGAGGGACCUUGUGAGGUUGUGGAACAAGCGCCGACUGCGAGCGCGGUUGUGGUCGAUGAAGGUGACAAGAAGGACCAGGGGCACGGUGUUCCUGUGAUGGCUGAGAGCGGUAGCGGCCGGCUCAGCGCCCGAGACCGGGAGCGCGCUGCCAACGCCGACACCGUCCAGACGCCUCCCAAGGAGUACCACAGCAUGGAGGCAUUGCCGCCGUCCCCUAUUGCCGAGACGCCGGUGGCGGCAACGCCAAUAGAAGCGGCCCGGGCCGCCGCAGCCACGCCUGGUGGAGGUGCGCCCAAUAGCGUUUUCAGCUUUGGCUAUCGCUCCUGGGGAGCCCCUGCCGCCCCGGCAACUCCUGCCUGGCCUGUGACGGCCGCUGCCGGUGGUGCAACUGAGGCUGAAGCUAUGGGCGCCGCAGCGGGCGCUGGCCCCUCUUUUGGCGGGGAGCAGCAUCAGUCCAGCCCAGCUAUGACGCAGAUCAGUUUUGGCGGUUUCGGAGGGUUUGGAGGCUUCACUGGCGGGGCUGCGCCUCGGCCCCGCGGCCACAGCGCUGGUUCAAGUGAGGCUGAUACGCCGACGUCUCGCCCGCUUUGCCCAGCGCAGCAACAAGAGGCGCCGCACCCUCCCCCGGGACGGGACUCCUUCCCCGGCUUUGCCCUUCCCGGCAACGCCUUCGCAGGCUUCGCACGCGGCGACCCUGCGGACCAGCAGCAACAGUGCCUCCUGCAGACCCCAACGCUACAUGCAAACCCUCACUCGGCAAUUGCGGAGGCUGUGGCAUCAGAGCAACGGCUCGUGGACGAGCGCUACCUUGCGGCGCCGCAACUGUCGGUUGACAGCAGCCAAAUGUACGGCAGCGCUAACGCCGCCACAUCAGACUCGGCGUAUGCCUCCGCCAUGGCAGCCGGGUCCAGCCAGCGCACUGGCAACAUGACGGAACGCGGCGGCGCUGGCCAUCCAUGGCGUCGCAUGAACGGUGCCCUAGCAAAUGCAGAUGCUGGGAACAAUACCGAUAACGGUGGGGAUGCUGCCAUGAAUGGCGCCGCUGCUACGCCUCAGUCACGGCGGCGGCCUCAGCCCGCCGACAGCACGGACUCAACCUAUAACAGCACCGCUCCGUCGGCAUUCCAGUCGUACGGCAGCUGUACGACGACCAUGCAAUACGCUGGGGGUGACUCAUCUGCUCCUAGCCGUGGUGCUGGUACUGCGGCAACGGCUGCGGCUGCGGUAGCGGCGGCUGCAGCCUCUGGUGACGGGGACGACGGAGACGUCACGACGGUUACGGAUUGCGGUCCAGCAGACUCGUAUGCUUUUGGCAGUGCAGCGGGCAUAGUUGGGGCUGGUGCCGGUGCUGCCUUGCCACACGUGGCACGCGGAGUUGUCAGGUUGCACCAGCAACUGACAGGCAGUCCCAGUGUCAACGGCGGUACGGCAACUGUUGACAUGGAGGCCGAUGCCGAGUCCAUGCCCGCUGGUUCCCACCGAGCAACCUCCGCUGUUGCAAUCUCUUCCCUCGGUGUGCUGCAGCAGCAGCAACGGACUGGGGCAUCUGUCCAGCCGGCUGUUUCUCUGGAGGCUGACGCAGCACGGGGACUGCAACCUGGUAAUCUGUUCCGGGACAACGCCGCCUAUGAGGAGGAGGAUGUGGAGGAAGAGGAGGAGGGAGAAGAGGAGGAUGACGAGGAGGGGUACGAGUCUUACGGUGAGGAGGAAGAGGUGCAGCUGUCCUGCUCCAGUGGUGAUGAGGGCGAGGAGGAGGAAGUUGAGGAGGAGGAAAGCGAAGAGGAAGAAGGGGAGGGUGUGUGGAUGGGCCGAGCGGCGUCGGUGUAAUAGUAGGAAGGGGUGUGCAAGCGCAGUUGCAACGCAGCGUGCGGAAGCCUCCUACCGUUGGGUUUCGGUCCUGUCGGCGGAGGUAUGCACGUGGCUUUGGACGUUUUGCUAAGGUUCAAAGUUUUUUUAGGCAGGGUAGGCUGCGUGGUGUGGUGUCAUGUCAUGCUGUGUAUGGCUGAAGCGUUGCCCGGACUGUUGAUGUAGCAGCAGCAGCGGGAAUGCCCGGGUUUGUCAGGAGGAAUAGGUCUUGCUCGCAGGUUUAGUUGUGUUGUUUCUGUUGGGAUGUAGGAAGCUUCGGAGGUAGCAGCAGGCAGGCGGGCGGCUUUUGUCGCUGGGUCCGUGCAGCAGUGGCUGCAGCUUGGAGUGCUUUUGCCACCGGGGUUGUAGUGCAGUUGGGCUAGUAUCUGGCGAUCUUUUGCGUGUGUGCGUGCGCAAAAGCUAGUGACCCAUGGUUCACUGAACCAAUAACCAACUAUUAAAGGUAUUGCUCCUAUCUAUUGGUUGCCCCCACCACGGUUGAAGUUGUGUAUUGUCCUACUAUGUUUUGCGUUGCUUGCUUGUACCGUCGUUGAGUUCCUGCUGGUGUGUUGGGGACAUCUCUGCUGCAUGUUGUGUAGCAGCAACGGAAGCAAUACGGCUGUUCAGUGGUCUGCGCGCUGUACCUUUGCCGCUUACAUCAGCGGCACAAUAGCACUAACGCUUUCAGACCAACGUUUGGCAUUUAAUGGUGGGCUCCUUGAGACCGGCAGCUGAUGACACAUCCAACCAACACAGGCGCAUCACCUGGUUAGCAUUACUCCCCCCAGAUGUGUACUCGCU